Messenger RNA from Lachancea lanzarotensis, 1245 nucleotides. RefSeq names its product LALA0S04e09362g1_1 (gene TEF4). The transcript has 2 exons. Gene Ontology annotation, biological process: translational elongation. The record is from RefSeq and is a predicted model, not a curated record. Bases 1 to 1245 code for a protein of 414 amino acids. Gene Ontology annotation, cellular component: cytoplasm; nucleus. Gene Ontology annotation, molecular function: translation elongation factor activity. Lineage: Eukaryota; Fungi; Ascomycota; Saccharomycetes; Saccharomycetales; Saccharomycetaceae.
AUGUCUCAAGGUACUCUUUACAUCCAGCCCACCGGCAGAGGUUUGUUUGCCAAGUGCGUUGCCAAGUUCCUGGAACUGGACGUCGAUAUUGUCGAUGUCACCAACGAUCUUGAGACUUAUAAGAAAGAGUUCCCAUUGGGUUUGGUCCCUGGGUUUAAGGGUCCAGAGGGUUUCCAAUUGACAGAGGUCAUCGCCAUAGUCUACUACUUUAUCGAAUUGAAAGGUGAUGAGAAGAUUGCUGCCACUUUGCUAGGUUCCAACCUCGAGGAAAAAGCUCAGAUCUUGAGAACUAUGUCCUCCGUCAAUUCUGACUUAAUCGGGGCUUUCAGUCCAUACCUCAAGAUGCUCUUGGGUAGGGGGUUGCCAUACAACAAAAAGAGUGUAGACGAUCACAAGCACACCAUGGAAAAGAUUUUUGGUCUUCUCAACAAAAGACUUGAGGAAUACACUUACUUGGCCACCGAAGAAGUGUCCGUCGCCGACUUGUACUUCAACAAUUUUUACGCUUUUACUGCAACUGUCGUGUUUGGUGAAGAUUUCAGAUCUCAAUACCCAGCUAUUGCCAGAUGGUACAAGACUGUUUCGAACCACCCAGUUCUUAAAGGCGUGAACGAUUCUUCCAAGUUCUUGAAGCAAUCCGUGGUCUACCAGGCACCAAAGAAGGAGUCCAAGAAGGCUGACAAGCCCAAGGCUGCCGAAAAGCCAAAGGCUGCUGAGAAGCCAAAGGUUGAAGAGCAACCUGCCGAGCCAAAAAAGCCAAAACACCCUCUAGAGCUUCUAGGCAAGUCCACUUUCAGCUUGGACGACUGGAAGCGUAAAUACUCUAACGAGGACACCAGACCCGUGGCUUUGCCUUGGUUCUGGGAAAACUACAACUCCGAAGAGUACUCUCUAUGGAAGGUCGACUUCAAGUACAACGACGAGUUGACUUUGACCUUCAUGUCCAACAACCUGGUUGGUGGUUUCUUCAACAGACUAAGUGGCUCUGUCAAGUACAUGUUCGGUUGUCUCGUUGUUUACGGUGAAAACAACAACAACGGUAUCACCGGUGCUGUUCUGGUCAGAGGCCAGGACUUUGCCCCUGCCUUUGAUGUCGCUCCAGACUGGGAAUCUUACUCCUACACCAAGCUAGAUGCCUCCAACGAGGAAAGCAAGGAGUUCAUCAACAACAUGUGGGCUUGGGACAAGCCUGUUGUCGUUGACGGUCAAGAAAGAGAGAUUGUUGACGGUAAGGUGUUGAAAUAA